GGCCCACGCUUCCCGCGUGCUCCCUAACCAGGAGGCGGCGGCGCGGCGGUCAGUGGGCCGGGGUCGCCAGCCGCUCUGCUUCGCUGAGCUCGCUUUCUGCUCCUGAUCCCCUAGCUCUCGACCUCCGGGUGGUACAGGCUCUGUGGGACAUGGCGACAUCGGGCUGCAAGGACGGCCCGGGCCAAGAGGAGAGCUUUCUGUACUUCGCUUAUGGCAGCAACCUGCUGACGGAGAGGAUCCACCUCCGAAACCCUUCGGCCGCGUUCUGCUGCGUGGCCCGCCUGCAGCUCCUUACGUGUAGAAGGAACUCUGAGUUUAUUGAAUGUUUUAAUUGCAUGGAGUUCAAGGAUUAUAAGCUUGACUUUGGCAAUUUCCAAGGCAAAACAAGUCAAACUUGGCAUGGAGGUAUAGCCACCAUUUUUCAAAGUCCUGGCGAUGAAGUGUGGGGAAUAGUAUGGAAAAUGAACAAAAGCAAUUUAAGUUCUCUGGAUGAGCAAGAAGGAGUUAAAAGUGGAACGUAUGUCGUAAUAGAAGUUAAAGUUUCGACUCAAGAAGGGAGAGAAAUAACCUGUCGCAGUUAUCAGAUGACAGAUUAUGAGAGUGCACCCCCAUCACCACAGUAUAAACAGGUUAUUUGCAUGGGUGCAAAAGAAAAUGGUUUGCCAAUGGAGUAUCAAAAGAAGUUAAAAGCAAUAAAACCAAAUGACUAUAAAGGAAAGGUCUCAGAAGAAAUUGAAGACAUUAUCAAUAAGGGGGAAGCAAAAGCUCAUUAGAAUAUAAUGGAUUAUGGGACUGGACGGUGGCGUGGUGGUUAGGGCGCUGGACUCCCAUGUGGUUGACUGCGGUUCGAGUCCUAGACCUGGUGGCUUGCUUUCUCACUUUUUCUUUCUCUGGUGAGCACAUAUACCCUAUAGCAAAUUUUAAAAAGAAAUAAAUAAAUAAUUCUUUUAAAAAAGAACAGAUUAUAUCUAAGGAUAUUCUAUGUGCUAAUAUAAAAUAUUUUUAAUGUUUGAGAAUAGGACCUGGAAUAUCUCCAUUUUUAAUCUAUUUUUCAACCAUAUUGUGAAGGGCUAUUUCAUUGGGGUUAUUUCUUGUUUUCAGAUUGUAAAAAGAAACUGGGUUAGGAGUGAGGCAAUUAAGGGGGCUGUGAGGCCCUGGAAUGCGUGACAAAUGGAUGUGGACACUUAAAGUAGUUUUCUUGAGUUGAUCUUAAGUGUCUUGCUCUGUGACAAAUGAUAGAUUAGAAGUCGACUUGAUGGUGCUGGUGAAUUGCUCUGUCUGGGAAUUUUUUUUUUUAAAUCAGCUUAAUAAGAGUAAGCGAACUGCAGAGAGAGUUGGUAAUAAAGUUUUGAAAAUUGGAAA
Tupaia belangeri chinensis (Chinese tree shrew) is the source of this 1362-nucleotide messenger RNA. RefSeq names its product gamma-glutamylcyclotransferase (gene GGCT). The record is from RefSeq and is a predicted model, not a curated record. The coding region runs from base 150 to 773 and encodes 207 amino acids. Lineage: Eukaryota; Metazoa; Chordata; Mammalia; Scandentia; Tupaiidae. The transcript has 5 exons. Gene Ontology annotation, molecular function: gamma-glutamylcyclotransferase activity.